CGGGCUCACCUUGGAAAUCGCGUCAACCGCCGAACAUACCUUCGCCUACAUCCCCAACAUCCGCGAGUGAAGAACGGCGACGAGGAUUCCCCCCCCGCAGGGCUGCAUCCCCUUAAGCUGUUCAUGCCGGAUAAAGUUUAUGAGCAGCGUGGCAGAGGAGAGGGGACAACGACUCGCCUCCAAAUACCUUUCGAUAAACUUAUCGGGAAGUCGCUCCUCGCCGUCUGAAAUGGGCACAUUGCGUGACCUCCAGUACGCGCUCCAGGAGAAGAUCGAGGAGCUGCGGCAGAGGGACGCGCUCAUCGACGAGUUGGAGCUGGAGCUCGACCAGAAAGACGAGCUUAUACAGAGACUACAGACCGAGCUGGACAAAUACCGUUCCGUUAUCAAACCGGCAACCCAGCAGGUCCACAAGCAGAAUGAGCUGCACGACCAGCAGCGGACGAAGAGGCAGGCAAUUUCGGCCGAACCCACAGCCUUCGACAUCCAGGAUCUUAGCCAUGUCACCCUACCUUUCUACCCCAAAAGCCCACAGUCCAAGGAUCUGAUCAAGGAGGCCAUCUUGGACAACGACUUCAUGAAGAACCUGGAGCUGUCGCAGAUUCAAGAGAUCGUGGACUGCAUGUACCCCGUGGACUAUGGGAAGGACAGCUGCAUCAUUAAGGAAGGCGAUGUGGGCUCACUGGUCUACGUUAUGGAAGAUGGGAAGGUGGAGGUGACGAAGGAGAGCCUGAAGCUCUGCACCAUGGGGCCAGGAAAAGUGUUUGGAGAGCUCGCUAUUCUCUACAACUGCACCAGGACCGCCACCGUCAAGACUCUAACAAAUGUGAAGCUGUGGGCCAUCGACCGGCAAUGUUUUCAGACCAUCAUGAUGAGGACGGGUCUUAUCAAGCACAAAGAGUACAUGGAGUUUCUGAAAAGUGUUCCCACAUUCCACGACUUGCAGGAAGAUAUUCUUAGCAAGCUUGCCGAUGUCCUUGAGGAGACACAUUAUGGAGAUGGAGAGUACAUCAUCAGACAGGGGGCCAGAGGAGACACCUUCUUCAUCAUCAGUAAGGGAAAGGUUAAUGUGACCAGGGAAGACGUGCCCAAUGGAGAGCCCGUCUACCUGCGCAGCCUCGGAAAAGGAGACUGGUUUGGAGAGAAAGCGCUGCAAGGGGAGGACAUCAGGACAGCCAACGUCAUCGCAGCCGAGGCAGUCACCUGUCUCGUCAUCGAUAGAGAUUCAUUCAAGCACCUGAUUGGAGGUUUGGAGGAUGUGUCCAAAAUAGGCCUCGAGGAUGCUGAUGCCAAAGCCAGAUACGAAGCAGAGAAUGCCUUUUUCUUCAACCUCAACCUCGCUGACUUCAACAUCAUCGACACUCUGGGAGUCGGUGGAUUUGGCCGCGUUGAGCUGGUUCAGCUCAAGAGCGACGAGAACAAAACCUACGCCAUGAAGAUCCUGAAGAAGCGGCACAUCGUCGACACGAGACAGCAGGAGCACAUUCGUUCAGAGAAACUCAUCAUGCAGGAGGCGCACUCUGACUUCAUCGUGAGACUCUAUAGAACAUUCAAGGACAGCAAGUACCUCUACAUGUUGAUGGAGGCCUGUUUAGGAGGAGAGUUGUGGACCAUUCUUCGAGACCGGGGUUCAUUUGAGGACUCCACCACCAGGUUUUACACGGCGUGUGUGGUGGAGGCCUUUGCCUACCUGCAUUCCAAAGGAAUCAUCUACAGAGACCUCAAACCAGAGAACCUUAUUUUGGACCACAGGGGAUAUGCCAAACUGGUCGACUUUGGCUUCGCCAAGAAGAUCGGAUUUGGAAAGAAAACGUGGACCUUCUGCGGGACGCCGGAGUACGUAGCGCCAGAGAUCAUUCUGAACAAGGGCCACGACAUCUCAGCCGACUACUGGUCUCUAGGGAUCCUCAUGUUUGAGCUCUUAACUGGCAGCCCUCCCUUCUCUGGCCCCGAUCCUAUGAAAACCUACAACAUCAUCUUGAGAGGCAUCGACAUGAUCGAAUUUCCAAAGAAAAUUACCAAAAAUGCUGCCAACCUAAUAAAAAAGCUAUGCAGGGAUAAUCCUUCUGAACGACUGGGAAACUUGAAAAAUGGUGUCAAAGACAUUCAAAAGCACAAAUGGUUUGAGGGCUUUAACUGGGAGGGAUUGAAGAAGGGGACAUUGACGCCUCCUAUCAUCCCGAAUCUCACAUCCGCGGUCGACACGAGUAACUUUGACAGCUUCCCGGAGGACAACGAGGACCCGCCCCCCGAUGACAACUCCGGCUGGGACGUGGAUUUUUGAAGUCCUCCUCCCGACCUAAAACCAAAAGAAACUCUUCUUUUGCGGACAAGGCUACGUUGUAAAAAAAAUAAAAAAUAAACUGCUUAAAGAAGAAAGAGAGGAUAUGAAAAAAGAAGAUAAACGGAUGGAUGGCAAACCCUCUGGGUCACCGAUAUGCCUUUAUUUCACUGCGGCUCUGGAACAAGCAUUUAUAACGGGACUGCUGUAGCACUUCUUCAGUGUCGUCUUACACUUGGCUCUCAAAGCAGAGAAAGUGCAGGGAUACACACAUAUACACACAACCCGACGCAGGCUGAUAAUGGAGCCAGGUUUCCCCUUUGGAACAGGGAAAGAUGCGGAAGAGGUGAAUGGAUGUUGGAUAGUUUGUCUCUGUUUUGGUUAGAAGAUAAAUAAGAGCUCUGAGUGGACUGCUCAAAAAGAGAGGAGGCGGCUGAUGAUUGAUGUGUGUGUGUGUGUGUGUGAGUGUGUGUGUGUGUGAGUGUGUGAUUGUAUCUCCGCAAUAUUUGGUGAAAUGUGUGGAGGGUUGAAGAUGAUGUCACUGCAGCCGCUCGCUGCAAUCUCCGAUACUUUCCAGAGUUCAACACACUCCAGUUUGCGAUUAAAACUGGUAUCAAAGUGCUCAAGACUAAUCUGAAUGUCUCUGAUUUUAUUUUAAUUUCACAUCCUUCUGGCAUACAGCAUGCAUUGUAUUUUAAUUUACACGACGGCAGCAACAUCAACUACUUUAUUGAGAUCAACCUUGAAAAGCACAACCACUGUGCAUUCAGCGGAAAGAGACUUGACUCUGAAAAGUGCCCUGCUUAAUAUUUAAUGAAUCACCAACACACAUACAAUAUCAGCUCGUAUUUCCAUAAAGCAAUGUGUCAUUAUGCACUUAAGACCAUAAACUGAAAAUAAAUGAGCUGUUACAGCUAAUUUUAAGCUUCAUUACACUCUUUUUAUGUUAUUUGAUAUGCUUUGAUUCACUCAUAUGAAUGCUUCUCUACCUGCAUACUUCAUUUUAUUUUGAAAUCACCCAAAUGCCUCGUCCUCAGUUCGCCCCUGUAUAUUUCUGAUAUAACUGUGAACAUGGUUUCAAUGUCUUUGGUGCUGUUAUUGAUAAAUUAUAAUACGCGAUGGUGACAUGACAGUACAGGCUUUUGUUUUGUAAAGUGUUUUUUUGUGCUUGUUUCCUUUGUGACGUACUUGACUUCCUUCUAUCGAAUAAUUGGAGACCUGGAGUCCAUUUGUGAACUUUGAGUGAAGAUUUGUUUGAAAUCACUUGGCACCGUGAUACAUUGCGCAAAGUUGUAUUUUCAAGGUUUUAAAACAGCUUUGGUUCAUUCAUAUGAAUUAAUAAUCGUCGUCUUGAGAUGCAAAAGACUAGAUUCACACUCGAACUAUCUUGACUUAACUUCAUCUUAACCCUUGUGUUGCCUUCGGGUCAAUUUGACCCGAUUCAAUGUUUCACCCUCCUGUUACCUUUAUAUUUACUAACAUAUUUUACCCUUGAGGUCAAUAUGACCCCAGCUAUUAAAAUCUCCAGAAAAUUAUUUGAAUUAAUAUUGUUUUCCAAGUUUAAGUGUGAGGUACUUUAUGUUUGUUUGUUGACUCCCGAAAGAACACCGACAUUAAACAUUGAAUCGGGUCAAAUUGACCCGAAGGCGACAGGAGGGUUAAAUAUUGAAUCGGGUCAAAAUGGCCCGAAGGCAACACAAGGGUUAAGGAUAGUUGAGAAAAAUGUCUCCUAAAAACAAAGGAAAAAGAAUGAUAGGCAGAUUAUAUUGUGUUAAACUCGCAACUUUAAACACUAGCUUCAUCAUGAUCUCUCACACAGCUCAGCACUUCUCAUGCCCAACAAUCAGAGCAUAAAAUCUAAAGAAAUGUAAGUGCCUUAAAUCAACGGCAUACAAAAUUAACAUCACAAGUCCUAUUUCGAUGCUGCAUGAACACAUAUACACCUCAAACAACGUAUGUGUCCUCUUAAAUGGCUGCUUCUCAUCCUUUGUUAUAUCUAAUAAAUACACGAAUCGUCACGGAGAGAUAACGUCAUUUGAUGGCUGACGAAACUGCAACUUUGAAAUACAAUUUCUGCUUUUGAUUUCUCUCGCAGGAACAUUGUUAUCCUAAUUUACGGAAGAAAAUAUAGAUAUCUGAUCCGGCUGCAAUGACACGCUCAUCUCUACGGUGUGAAAAGGUCUCAUGAAGUCCAACCACAACUGGUCUGAUAGCAACAUGAACUGUAAAUCAGGCUUUGGGUGGACCGUCCAUCCAUCGCCUGUUUCAGCCAUGACAUCGGAGCAUGGGGAGAUCGCAGGAAUGAUUUGCAGUUUGGAACAUUUCACCGAUCGGAACGCCACAUUCCUCGACACGAUGGCGUUAAUCAUAAUGCAUCAUCGUCCAAAUUCGCAUUUUAUAUAACAACUGAACUCGUAUUUCAUCCCGGGAAGCCAAACAGACCGACACACUCACGUGAUAUACAUAUAUCGUUGAAUGAUGUCGAUGGAGAGCUGAGAAAUCGUAGUUCUGUUCGUAAGCCAUAAGUAUUUUUGCCGUAUUACGUCCAGGUUGUGUUUAUCUCAAAGCCUUAUGUACGCCAUGUGACCUGAUAUUUGCCUUGUGUUAUGUUGUUUAUUCUGCUGUAAAGUCAUUUUUGAAAAAUAAUUAUAGAGUAAAAACAAUACUUUUGA
Molecule: messenger RNA, 4953 nt
Organism: Pseudoliparis swirei
Lineage: Eukaryota; Metazoa; Chordata; Actinopteri; Perciformes; Liparidae
Product: cGMP-dependent protein kinase 1
Exons: 18
Coding region: 140-2284 (714 amino acids)
Biological process (GO): protein phosphorylation
Molecular function (GO): ATP binding; cGMP-dependent protein kinase activity
Source: RefSeq, a predicted model, not a curated record